AUGGAUAUCGAGCAUCAUGCGAAAGACGCAUCUAAGGCCGCGGGCAGCGAGAACAUCGAACAAGACGUAUCGAGGACCGCGGAUACCGUCGACGCCGAGAAAUACACACAGCAUGAUCCUAACCCGCCACCGGCAUUGAAACGUGGUUUGAAGAGUAGGCAUCUCCAGAUGAUUGCGAUAGGUGGUGCAAUUGGGACAGGACUCUUCAUCGGUAGCGGCACGGCCAUCGCCCACGCCGGCCCCGUCGGUGCUUUAAUCGCAUACAUCUUUGUCGGCUCUCUCGUCUAUUCCGUCAUGACUUCCCUUGGAGAAGUGGCGACGUACCUUCCGAUCCCUGGUGCCUACAUGACGUACGCGUCUCGGCUUAUCGACCCAAGCCUGGGGUUUGCGAUGGGCUGGAUCUGCUGGUUCUCCUGGGCCAUGACAUUUGCGUUGGAGCUCACGGCUACGGGGCUUAUAAUUCAGUACUGGAAUGAUACGAUCCCGAUUGCUAUAUUCAUAGGCGUGUUUUUGGUUGUGAUAACAGUGGCGAACCUCUUACCAGUCAACUUUUACGGGGAGAUCGAGUUUUGGUUUUCAAGCAUCAAAGUACUGACCAUCGUCGGGUUCCUGAUAUUCGGGAUUUGCAUCAACGCCGGCGCUGGCCAGGAAGGAUAUAUUGGCUUUCGGUACUGGGUGCACCCCGGCCCCUUUGCCGAAUACCUGGUCUCGCCCGCGCCAAAGGCUCGCUUUGUCGGCUUCUGCGCUGUCCUGAUCCAAGCCGGAUUUUCCUAUCAAGGUACUGAACUCGUCGGCCUUGCAGCGGGCGAGACAGAGAACCCUCGCAAAACAGUCCCCGCUGCAAUCCGCCAAACAUUCAUCCGGAUCCUCCUCUUCUUCAUCCUCACCAUCUUCUUCAUCGGAAUCCUCAUCCCCUCUGAUAACCCCAAUCUCCUCUCCGACUCCACCAACGCCUCCGCCUCGCCGCUGGUCAUCGCGGCAAAGCUCGCCGGAGUCAAAGUCCUCCCGGGCCUGAUAAACGCCGUCCUCCUGGCCGUUGUAAUCUCCGCAGCAAACAGCAACGUGUACAGCGGCAGCCGCAUCCUCAUCGGCCUGGCACAGGAGAAAUUCGCGCCCCAGUGGAUGAAACGGACAACGCCCAGCGGCGUCCCCUACAUCGCCGUCCUGACCACCGCAUCCUUCGGCCUGUUGGCGUUUAUGAACGUCUCCGAGUCCGGGAGCAAGGUCUUCAAUUGGUUGCUGAACAUCUGCGGCGUCGCGGGGUUCACGACGUGGGCGACGCUGAAUGCCUGUCACAUUGCGUUUAUGCGUGCCCUUAAAGCGCGGAAUAUGUCGCGCGAUUUAUUGCCCUACAAGGCUAUCUGGCAGCCGUAUCUGGCGUGGUAUGGGUUGGGCUUUAAUAUUCUGAUUAUCUUCAUCCAGGGGUUUACGGCGUGGAUUCCGAGGUUCCGUGUUGCGGACUUUGUGGUUGCGUAUAUUAGUUUAUUUCUUUUUGUUGCGCUGUACUUGGGGCAUAAGCUUGUCUAUCGGCAUCCGAUUGUCAAGCCGAUUGAGGCGGAUUUGGACACGGGCCGGUCGCAGUUUGAGAAUGAGUGUUGGGAGACGGUGGCGCCGACUACGUGGUAUGGCAAGGUUUGGAGGUAUAUUACGGGUUGA
Molecule: messenger RNA, 1656 nt
Organism: Aspergillus calidoustus
Lineage: Eukaryota; Fungi; Ascomycota; Eurotiomycetes; Eurotiales; Aspergillaceae
Source: the annotation of a GenBank genome assembly